Pocillopora verrucosa is the source of this 3465-nucleotide messenger RNA. The record is from RefSeq and is a predicted model, not a curated record. Lineage: Eukaryota; Metazoa; Cnidaria; Anthozoa; Scleractinia; Pocilloporidae.
AUGGCAGGACCUAGUGGUGAUAAGUGCAGCUGCUCAGAUAAUCGCAGUGAUGACCCUCCACCUCUGAGUAUUACACUGAAGAAGACAAGAGAUCUGCCGAAGAAGGUGAAACAUUGGAACAUAGACCAUCGUCCAGUUGACAUUCUGCUUUUGACUGUGGAGUAUUGCGAGUUCUUAGCUUGUUAUCAUUACCUGAGAGAUUCCUCUAAAAGCUAUGAGAAAUCCAUUGGGUAUGUGUACUUUGGAAAGAUGGGUGACGGUGAAGAUGAGGCACUGAAAGUUGCUUUAGUGAAGUGUUCUAAAGAAUUCUUGGAUCCUGGAGGUUCUCAAACUGCUGCUAAGAAUGCCGUCACACUCCUGAGACCCAAGGCUACCUUUUUGGUUGGUUUCUGCUACAGUUUGAAUCCUGACAAAGCCCAGCUAGGAGAUGUGGUGAUAUCCUCAAAGCUUACAACAGAUUUUCACAAAACCCCAGUGAGUAGGGAUGUUGGUAACCUUGUCAGAAGUGCAGCUUAUGGAUGGAAGGCACCAUUAGAAUACCCAGAAACACGAGAAGUCAAUGUAUGUGAUGGAGAGAUUUUGAGUUGCUCUGAUCUGAUUGAUGCUAAAAAGCAGUGUCAGUCACACCCUGGGGCAAUUGCAGUUGAAAUGGAAGGAAAAGGCCUGUUUGCAGCAGCUCAUGACAUGAAGAUGGAGUGGCUUGUCAUUAAAGGUGUUUGUGGUUUUGUACAUGGUGUUGCUUCUACAAAGGAUCCAUGGAAGACUUUUGCUUGUGUCAUGGCAGCUUCUGUUGUAUCCAACAUGUUGAAUAACUCUUUUGUGUUUGGAGACUGGCCUCAUUACGGAGACAUUUCAACAGGAGAGGAGAGUUGUAAACGUGAUGACCCUUCAGAAAAUAAACGUAGAAGGCUAGCAGAACCGUUUAAUGUUGAAAAGUGUCAAGAGCAGCUUAAGUCUCAUUAUGAAACCUUCAGGAAGGUGAAAAUCGUUCCAUGGGACGAGAGCUCUUCUAUUCAGAUUGAGAAGAUCUUCACACCUUUGUCUUGGGUCAAAGAUGACAGGAAACCCAGCGGAAUGACUCAAGAUAAACUUGAAGACUACACCGACAUGUUCAAGGAAGAUGAAUAUGAUCGCAAACCAACACGAAUGCUUGUUUAUGGUCGGCCAGGAAUUGGCAAGAGUACGUUUUGUAAGAAGGCUGCAUAUGACUGGUCGAAAGCAUUAAAAGAAGUUCUUAUGAACUUUUACAUUUUCCUUCUGAUCAAGUUGCGAGAUGUGUGUGAUUCGGAAGACAUCCGUGAUGUUUUACGUGCGUCUAAAUUGCUGGCUAGUGAUGGUCCGAUCUCAGUCGAUAGUCUCAAUGAUUACAUAAUCAACAAUCAAGAUAAAGUGCUUCUUAUUUUGGAUGGCUACGAUGAGUACAGCUGUGCAAAAGCACACUCACCUAUUCUAGAAAUUUGGAGGGGCGAGCAACUAAGAGAUUGUCACGUUAUUGUCACCACGCGACAACUUAAAUGUGACGAGUUAAUAGGCCCCAGCCACGUUCAGUUGGAAAUUCAGGGUUUCAAGAGCUGGAGUCAAAUCGUAACCUUUGCGAGAAAGUUUUUGGCUGGUGAACAAGAUCUUGACGAGUUUAUGUGCUACCUGAAAGAAAAAGAUCUCCUUGGCAUGGCAGAAAUACCUCUCCUCCUACUGAUGCUGUGUAUUUUGUGGAAAGCGAAACAUCACGAAGGACUGCCAAAAUCACGAGCCGACAUAUUCACACAAUUCAUUCAAACCAUGUUAGAUCACAAAGGUGAAGGUCAACAGCCUAUACCGUUUGUGGAAGUGACCUUUAAUGAAGCCAGAGAAGACCUGAGCAAUCUUGGAAAGGCUGCCUACGAAGCGCUGCUACAAGACCGUCUUUACGUACGCUGUAGUAAACUCCUCGGCAAUAUUUCAAGAAGUUUUCAAAAAUUAAGUAAAGUUGGGCUUUUCCAGAUUGUGAACGUUACGAGUCUCAAUCCUGAGAAAGGGGCCUAUUUCAUUCAUAAAUCCGUGCAAGAGUUCCUUGCAGCCUGGCACAUUAAGGAGGAAGUGUUGUCAGUUAAAGGAGAUAGUACGCCUAGCCUUUCCAAAGUUGAAUCAUUUGAACAGAUCGUGAAGAUGAAUGAAGUUCUCAAAUUUGCCUGUGAGUUGUCAACAGAAGCCGCGUGCGCAGUUUUCUGUCAUGUAGGGUCUGUUGGAAGAAAGGAAUCUUUGUCGGAAUGUGAUUUUAUUGAGCUGAUUCAGCAGCUUGAAAAACCGUUGUCUCAAAACCAAAAACUAUAUCUAGAGCUUAUAUCGCAUAGCUACAUUUGUUGUUCAGCCGAGAAGAGACAAGAUCUCUGCUCAGUGUUUCCCUCUUACACUGGAGGUGUUUUGUUUCUUGAUUCUAACCAGCUGAACAUUACUGCAAAUGGACAUUUGCUGAAAUCUGCCGUGAUACCCGACUUUAUCUUUUUUCCUCGCUACGUAGUGGAUUCAGAGAAAAGCUAUCGAAACUUGAUCACUGUAGCGGAGGACACAAAUGCUGUUAUUUUGAGCUGUUCGGGAGAAAAGAAAGCCGCAGAUUUUCUACAGAAGUUCCCGCGUCGUCCUUUGAAAGAGUUCUUCUUGAAGAGAGAAAGAAAAAUUAUCCUUUACAUUCUUCAGUUACGGAAAGAAGGAAUUGAUGACACUUCUUUAACUGAAAUGCUGCGAGAGCCCAUUUCAUCAAGAGGAGAGUCUACUCAGGUGAAGCGUGUCGGUGAUUCGUUGAAUGAACACGACAACGAAACAGCUUCGUGUUUCAAUAAGAACACUGAUAGCAUCACUGGUCCCACUCCAAACAGCCUUUCCUGUGUGAGGAACAUUUUUAUUUACGACAUAGAAAGGCAAGAGAUGAAGAUGUUGGCUGACUGUUUAUCACUUUACACUUCUCUGCGAUGGAUAUAUAUCGUUGGUAAACCCUUUGAAAGCAUUGAUGCUCGGUUGACAGAGACCCUGGUGUCCCAUAUCAUCUUUACUGACAGACUUGUGAGAUUAUUACUAGAGGAUAUCAAUUUAACAGCCAAACCUGCCGCAGCCAUCGCCAGAUCUCUGCACGAGGCUCCUAGCCUGCGCUGGCUCAACUUGGCACGUAAUCCUCUUGGUGAAGGAGUAAGUGUUCUCACUCGACAUCUCAACUGUGUUCCUUACCUGGAGGAGCUGUGGCUUUUUGAUGUUAAAAUGACAAAGCAACAAGUGAAUGAUUUGAGUGCAGCUGUACGUCAGAGUAAUAUCUCCUCGUUGGGGACACUCUACCACGAUCGCAAAGGGAAUGUCAAGCCUGAAGAAGAAUGGCCAACAGAUGAAUACUGGAGAAAACGUUGGAGCUUCUUCCAUGGAUCAGAGCAAGAACCAGAUCCUGGAUCAGUUACCCACUCAGAUGACGAGGAGGAACCUCAGUCCUGCCUGGAAACGUAG